This is a messenger RNA of Adineta steineri, 984 nucleotides long. The record is from the annotation of a GenBank genome assembly. Lineage: Eukaryota; Metazoa; Rotifera; Eurotatoria; Adinetida; Adinetidae.
AUGUCGUCUUCAUCGGAUAAUGUUAUUAUGGCAUCGUUAGACAAUGCAUUAAUACAAUUAAAUCGAUAUUUGGCAGUAUUUAUACUUCUUUUUGGUGUUAUUGGAAAUAUUCUUAAUAUUUUUGUUUUAUCUCAACGAAAAUUACGAAUAAAUACAUGUGCAUGGUUGUUUCUUAUUUCAUCGAUUGUCAAUAUAAUUGCGUUGAUAUUUGGUCUUAUAACACGUAUUCUUUCUACUUGGUCAUUAGAUGUUACAGCUACAAUUGGAUGGACUUGUAAACUUCGAGCUUUUAUUUUAUUUAAUUCACGAACAAUUGCUUUUUGGUUAAUUACAUUAGCUUCGAUUGAUCGAUGCCUUCUAUCAAGUCGUCAUAUUUAUUAUCGACAAAUGAGUACAUUACAAAAUGCACAACGAGGUUUUAUUGUUAUUGUAUUGAUUUCAACAAUCGUAUUUAUUCAUUUAGUAUAUUGUUAUGACGCAAAUCAAAUAAAUAGUCCAUUAAAAUGUUAUGGUAUAUCAACAUCAUGUCGUCUUUAUUCGGAUUUAACUUUUGCAUUCAUUACUGUUAUCAUACCACUUGUAUUAAUGAGUGUUUUCGGUUUAAUAACAAUUUCAAAUGUAUUUCAAAUUAAAAAGCGUAUCUAUCCAGCAGAGAAAUUCGAUGGAAAAAUAAUACAUAAAAUAAGUUUUCCUACAAGAAAAACAGACCAACAAUUAUUGGUUAUGCUUUGUAUACAAAUUAUUUUACUUGGUAUAUUUACUGUACCAUUAGUUAUUCAAAGAUUGUAUACAACGAUAACGAUGAAUGCAGUUAAAAGUGCUUUACAGAAUAAAAUCGACAAUUUUCUUUAUAAUUUUUUAUUUUUAUUGUAUAGUAUUGCAAAUGGUAUGCCAUUUUAUAUUUAUACAUUAACGGGUGGAAGUACUUUUCGAAAUGCUCUUUUCAAACUUUUAUUUCCCAAUAAACAGAAAAUUGUUGGAUGA